Molecule: messenger RNA, 399 nt
Organism: Dibothriocephalus latus
Lineage: Eukaryota; Metazoa; Platyhelminthes; Cestoda; Diphyllobothriidea; Diphyllobothriidae
Source: the annotation of a GenBank genome assembly
AUGAAACGUCGGGUGCAACGUUUGUUCUGUACUGAGCACAGCAAAACUGUUAUCAAAGUGGUAUAUAUUCUAUGUGCGGCUACCUUCACCACCUCUAUUAUCGUGGGAGCCAUCCUGAUCCACCUCCUCGUGUUACCCUUUCUACACGAAUCCGGAUUUGAACCGAGUACGUGUUACAUUGUGAAGACAGAACUGCAUAUGCCCGCGCUAAAAUGUGAGAACAAGUGUUCCAAGGAGAGGUCCGCCUUUCCCUGUCUUCGAGUGACCAUCCUCUAUGAGAAGCAAGGCCAAAAUAAGACGGGCCUGCUUUUUGACACCAUCGUUACCCACCAGAACUACCGACGCAACGGAGUAGGUCAUAUUUUUAAGGAAUCAUUGUCAAAUUACAGAAAACUUUGA